GAGCUGAGAUGAUCUGAGAAGAAAACUUGAAAAAUGGCGUCCUCCUCAUCGGCUACGGGCUCGGGGCAACCCGAUGCGGCUUUCUCAAGUUUUAUGACUGAGGUGAAGGCAAUAGAGAAGAGAGAUUCUGCUCUGACGCCCAAGCAGCAGAUUGAGAGAUUGAUCAGACCUGGAAGCACAUAUUUUAACCUGAAUCCAUAUGAGGUCUUACAAGUGGAGACAAGCAUGGAGGUUGCUGAUAUCAAGAAAAAAUUUAGAAGGUUAUCCAUACUGGUGCAUCCCGACAAGAACAUGGAUGAUAGAGAUCGAGCACAAAAGGCCUUCGAUGCUCUCAGCACUGCUAUGAAAACUCUGGAAGAUGAAACAAGCAGAAAGAGUGUCCUGGACACAAUUGAAGAAGCCAGACAGAAGACUGAAUUCCUGCUCGGAGAGAAGAGAAAGCAAUUGAAACGUGACGGCAAACCUACUGCAAUAGAAGAAGACGACCCUCUCAAGUACAAGGAGACCCUCCACAAGACAACAGUGAAGUUGUUUGCCGACUACGCCAUCAGGAGGAAGGAGAUUGAGGAGAAGGAGGCAAGGAUUAAGAAGAGAGAGAGAGAAGAAGAGAUCAAGGAGGAAGACAAGAGCAAGAAACAGAAAGAAUGGCAGAAAGACUGGGAGGAUGGAAGGGACAAGAGGGUUCACAAUUGGAGAGACUUCACUGACCACAACACUGCCAAGAAAAAGAAGAAAAACAGAAUGACCUUCAAGCCCCCAAAGCCCAAGCUGGAGCAGAGAUAAACUAUUAUGAACAAUUUCACAUGUGUAUUGUAGAACAAUGAGGAUUGAGAUGACUUUUAAUGGAAAAACCCUACUGGAUAUAGACGAGAACUCCAGGACAUCGCCUUUUUGGGGGUCAGGUAUAAAACCUUCUUUGUCCUUGUGGCUGUACAGAUGUUAAUUGGUAUUUUAGAUUGAAACGGCAGGGAACUGGACAUUGUGUCUCUGAAUGUCUUCUCUGGAGAGUGCCCUUCUACAAGAUCUGUUUAGUUAGUGUUGUCGCAACCCUGUUCGAAAACAUGUGACCUUUUCUCAUGCCGAAUCUUUCUAAGGGAAGGAGAUGGAGAGUGUUACAGAUGGCAGACUUGAAUAACAGUGAAUGAACCUACAAGUAGUCCUCAGACCCAUGACACAAACUUCAUUGAGAUGGUGUAUACAGUAAAAGUCAACUUUCUUGUAGUCUGAUAAUCGGCAAGUUCAAAGCAAAUUUUCAGACCAAAUACAUGUAGUAACCUUGCUACAAAGACAGCUCUGAUUCAACAGACUCAUUUUCAAAGGAGACUUCACAAGUUUCAGGUCAAGCCUCUGUAAUCAAGACCUGUCGAAAUUAUUUUCUUUUUUUUCAAAGAGGCCCAACUGUAUGCAUUUACCAAUUAUAUCACAUUGUUAUCAAUCUUUUAUCCACAACUUUUUUUAUGUUUCCUAGAAUGCAGAUUUCCAAUGUUCAUGUACUGUAAUGUACAUGUAUCUUUUUUUUUUUGAAUGGCAGCAAUUAUCAAAGUGCCUGACUGAAAAUCCUCCUACUGUAUAUUUCAUUGAAUAGACUAUGAUAAAUGUAUGUCCUUCUUUGAGAUGAUACGUUCUUGCAUCACAUCUUAUACAGAGUUGUUUAUGUUUCAGAUCAGUUGCAGGUGAAAGUUUGAAUAACUCUUAUUGUACAAUGCCUAGUUGUACGCCAUAAAAUGGGGGCCUGAACGCCCAACAUUUAUACUAUUGCACAUGUACAGGCUGUACUGUCCAAAAUGUAGCAUUGCAUGGUAAGAUUAAAUCACAAAAGAAUUCAAUUUAUUGCGCUUAAUGUAGGUACAAUAGCAUAUAUAAGGCCUAUUGGCUGAAUGCUCACUGCUGCUGCAGAUAAAUGUGCUUGAAUCUCGGAGAGAUUUUGCUUCUUGCUUUAAAUAAUCAUGGA
Lytechinus variegatus (green sea urchin) is the source of this 1951-nucleotide messenger RNA. Its product is annotated as dnaJ homolog subfamily C member 8-like. The transcript has 8 exons. NCBI's taxonomy places the organism in Eukaryota, Metazoa, Echinodermata, Echinoidea, Temnopleuroida, Toxopneustidae. The record is from RefSeq and is a predicted model, not a curated record. The coding region runs from base 34 to 783 and encodes 249 amino acids. Gene Ontology annotation, cellular component: nucleus.